Taeniopygia guttata (zebra finch) is the source of this 1335-nucleotide messenger RNA. Its product is annotated as hepatitis A virus cellular receptor 1 homolog. Gene Ontology annotation, molecular function: phosphatidylserine binding. NCBI's taxonomy places the organism in Eukaryota, Metazoa, Chordata, Aves, Passeriformes, Estrildidae. Gene Ontology annotation, biological process: apoptotic cell clearance; cytoskeletal rearrangement involved in phagocytosis, engulfment. The record is from RefSeq and is a predicted model, not a curated record.
CAGUCGUGUCAGCUCAGUGCUGCUGUCAAGUUUCACUUACAGUCAUCAAACAGAUCUGGAAAAAAACGAGAAGCAGAGUUGUGUGGUGCUGUGAAGUGUUGUCACCUCUCAGUCAAAGCCCCGCCAGCGGGAGCUCAGUGCGCUUGUACCCUGCCCCAGCAGCUGUGCUGCAGCACACUGCACCACAGCCCAGCCUCGAGCAGAACAGCCCAGACUGCACUGAGAGGCACCCACAGCUCUGUCUGGAGAUGAUGUGCUGAGCAGGAAACACGGAAGCUCACAAAGAAGAUAAUUUUUCUUGAAUGAGAAGGGUGAACAGGAGUGUUGUUUGUCACCUUCAGCCAGAAUGUUGUCUUCCAUCUGCCUGAACUGGGCUCUCCUGGUGCUGCUCACAGGCUCCACAGUAUCCGAAUUAAUUGUGAUAGGAGAGGUUGGUCAGAACAUCACUGUGCCCUGCCACUACACUGUCUGGAACACCAAUAGCAUCACAUCCAUGUGCUGGGGUCGGGACAGGUGCCCCAGUUCCAAGUGUUCCCAGCCCAUUAUCUGGACAGAUGGCUGGAGGGUGACAGAGCAGCACAGCAGCAGGUACCAGCUGAAAGGGGACCUGCAGAAGGGGGACGUGUCCCUGACCAUCGUGGACGCCAGGGAAGCAGACUCUGGGACCUACUGCUGCCGUGUGGAGAUCCCGGGGCUGUUCAACGAUCAGCUGAUUAAUCACAAGGUUAUGGUGAAGAAAGCAAGGAUCUCUACUGCAAGUCCUCACACUUACACCUCUGAACAGACCUCAGCUCCUGGCAGCACCAGUGAAUCCUCUGUCACUGUCACAAGGACCUGGCCAUUGGUUUCUGCUUCUGAAGCUCCUCAGACUGCCUCUGCUCCCUGCUCAGGCCCCUCAGACUGCUUGGAUGUGACUGCAAGCCUGCAGAACUCAUCUGUAUCACUUGCCAGUCAGCAGGACCCAGAACGUGGGCUGUACAUUGGAAUUGGCUCGUGUGCAGCACUUCUGCUCAUCCUGAUUUUGGCUCUGCUCCUCACUAAACAAUAUUUUUACAACACAAAGAAGAUGAGUGCUUCUGCAGGCUUUGUUGCAUUUUGGAGGCCACAAGUUGUGGGGAGCCAUAGUGCCCUGGAAGAAGAGACUCAUGCAGAGGAAAAUAUUUAUAUCAUACACUAAGGACUGGAUGCAUGGCUGUCUUUGUCAUUGAUGGGACAUUAAAUAGUUUGCAAAAUGCUGGCUGCUCCCUCUGCUCAGCAGCUGAACGUGACUGCACUACUGAAGCAUUAUUCACAUCCUAAUAAUAAAACAAAUAAAAGCUACACUUUAAAUUAAAA